Molecule: messenger RNA, 1377 nt
Organism: Pseudovirgaria hyperparasitica
Lineage: Eukaryota; Fungi; Ascomycota; Dothideomycetes; Acrospermales; Acrospermaceae
Product: glycoside hydrolase family 53 protein
Exons: 1
Coding region: 307-1362 (351 amino acids)
Biological process (GO): pectin catabolic process
Molecular function (GO): glucosidase activity
Source: RefSeq, a predicted model, not a curated record
CUUCCUUUCACCCAAUCGUGACACACAGUAUACACAACCAUUCCUUGUUUGGACUAGUCGUGUCCACUCCAAGAAUAUCGGGUGGUUCGUUCCCCGCAUCGUUCGGAUAUUAAUCCCGAUAACCUUAGACUGGACCCUCAUAGGAGUCAUGUAGAUUGAAAACACGGUAAUGAGACAGAAUCCCGACCAGUAACUGUUUCGGUGGAACAGUGCCAUAUUUGACCGAUAUAACACUCAGGCGAACAUCAUGGAAUACUUCUUAUGUAGCCACUUCCAAACGAAGGUUUCCGCAGGCUGCACUUUAGAAUGUACUUCCUUCCUAUCAUCGCGAUCUUCUCCUCGCUCUGCACCGCCGCUCUUCAAUACCGCGGUGUCGACAUCUCCUCCCUCCUCGUCACGGAACAAGCCGGCAUAACCUACAAAUCGACCUCCGGCACCACCCAACCCCUCGAAACUAUCUUGAAAUCCUCCGGCGUCACUUCCGUGCGCCAACGCAUAUGGGUCAAUCCUUCCGACUCCAUUUACAACCUCGACUACAACGUGAAGCUGGCGAAACGCAUGCACGCCGCCGGGCUUUCCAUAUACCUCGACCUGCAUUACAGCGACACUUGGGCCGACCCUGCGCACAACAAUGCGCCCACGAAAUGGUCUAAAUACGACUUGAACACCAUGGCAUGGGCAGCAUACAACCACUCCCUGGCCGUCUCGAACCGCUUCGCCGCCGAUAACAUUCCCGUAGAUAUCAUCUCUGUUGGCAACGAAAUCGGCAAUGGCUUUCUAUGGCCCAUCGGCACAACCACGUCUUACCCUUCUAUUUCCAGGCUACUGCAUUCCGCGGCAUGGGGUAUCAAAGACUCGACCCUGAACCCAAAGCCGAAGAUUAUGAUCCACCUCGAAGAUGGCUGGAGCUGGACCAAGCAGCAGUACUUCUACGACUCAGUGCUGAAGAGUACUACGGACGGACUGACGAGCAGUGAUUUUGACCUGAUUGGCGUUAGCUAUUAUCCGUUCUGCAACGCCGCGGCGACGCUGUCCGCAUUGAAAACGAGUUUGAAGAACAUCAAUUCGCGAUAUGGGAAGAGCGUGCUUGUAGUCGAGACGGAUUGGCCAGUCAGCUGCCCAAACCCGAGUAACGCAUUUCCGAGCGAUGCCAAGAGCAUUCCGUUCAGCGUGGCAGGGCAAACGACUUGGAUCAAGACUGUUGCGGCAGCAGUUGCGCAGACACCAGGCGGGUCGGGGUUGUAUUAUUGGGAGCCGAGCUGGAUUGGGAAUAAUAAUUUAGGGUCGAGCUGCUCAGACGUGCUAAUGGUCGAGCAGAACGGACAAGUCAGAGCGAGUCUGAAUGCGUUUGGGCAGAUAUGAGGUUCAUUUAAAUCU